CAAGUUGACAAGUUCAGACUUCAGAGAGCAGGUCACUUCAAAUUCUCCUCUCGCUCGUUUUAAAUUCUGUGAUUAUGGCCGCUACGAAGCGCAUCAUCUUCCUGUUGGGAAAUGUAAAGUCUGCAUGUAGACCGGCCUUUCUCAACAGGAGACUCUUCGAGUGAAGCAUUUAGCCCCUUCGAAUUCCACCAGCCCUUUAAUUCUCCUGUUACCAAUACGGGAGGACUCCUCCAUAACGCAACGCACCGAAUACUCUGGCUAUGGAGGAUAUUUAAGGGCCUGCAUAUGCAGGACCAGAAAUCAUCUUGCUCACCACCCAACAUACUUCGUCUCUUGACUCUCUUCAUCGACCAUGUCGAGCGAUGACGGGCCGACAGUUGCUGUCAAGCUGUUCAUCGACAAGGAGAAGAAACGGGUGCUGUUUGCGGAAUCUGAUAAGGACUUCGUCGACGUCCUCUUCAGUUUCCUAACCCUUCCUCUUGGCACCAUCGUUCGUCUUCUCGGCAAGCAGUCUCAGGUAGGAUGCCUCGACGAACUGUACAGGAGCGUGGAGGGUCUUAGCGAAGAUCUCUUCCAAACCAAGGCAUGCAAGGCGAUGCUUCUUAGUCCCGUCAAUGCUGCUGCGAUCCAUUGCGAUGGGCUUAAAGUGAAAGUGCACGACAGCAAUACUGUGUAUCGCUGCAAAAACACAAGUUGCGGUUAUUCAUUAUUUAGCUCGGUCCCUGAUGCUAUUUGCCCAUGUGGAAAUUACGUUCAGUACAAUAAGCAAUCGCCAAAUCCUCCUAUCGUUGGAGAGUGUAAGGAGGACGGGGUGUUUGCUAUUAGUGUCCCUAAGUUCAUUAUAACUGAUGAUCUCCAAGUUGCUCCUGCUUCCACAAGAGUCAUGUUUUCCCUGAUGACCAAAUUCGGGAUACCGGAAAAGGGGGAUAUCGAAGAGAAGGUGCUCCAACUCAAUUCUGAAAAGGUUUGCCUCUACCUGUGCACAUUGCGCUGCUAACUUAUUUCUAUUUAGUACCCUGAU
Molecule: messenger RNA, 1021 nt
Organism: Brachypodium distachyon (stiff brome)
Lineage: Eukaryota; Viridiplantae; Streptophyta; Magnoliopsida; Poales; Poaceae
Exons: 1
Coding region: 353-997 (214 amino acids)
Source: RefSeq, a predicted model, not a curated record